Messenger RNA from Closterium sp. NIES-65, 1053 nucleotides. NCBI's taxonomy places the organism in Eukaryota, Viridiplantae, Streptophyta, Zygnematophyceae, Desmidiales, Closteriaceae. The record is from the annotation of a GenBank genome assembly.
AUGUGGCGCGUCACGUCCGCGUCGAUCCGUAGAUCCGUCCGGCAUUUGCCUCAGGCGACCGCGUCGCCGGCAGCUCUCUUCCCUUACGCGCACUCAUCGGCUGCCGCCACCCCCGCGACGAGAUCCGAUCUUUGCGACUCGUCCCCAUGCCCGCUGCAGCCGUCACCGCACAAGUUUGACGAUAAACGAACACAUGCGCUUGAUUCGCCCCAGAUACUCUCUAUCGCGGGCGCUUCGAGAUGGUUCAGGAUAGCAGGCGGAAAUGCAGGUUCAGGAAUGGGGACGGGCGGAGUGCGGUGGCGGAGCGCAAUCAGUGGCGCGGGUGGCGGCGGAGAUGACGGCAGCGAAAACGACGGUCAGGGCGGCGAGUUGCCGCCGGCAGCCGUGGCGGUGGAGGGAGAAGCGUCGGGCGGUGACGUGGCUGAAGCGGUUGACCUUUCGCCGCCCGCGGCCAUUGCACCAUACCUGGCGGCGGUGCAGGGCGGGGGGGAGGGGCGGCAGCGGAGGCGGCGGCAGUACGGGACGUACGGGGACGACAUAGAGGAGGAGGCGGAGGGCUUCGAGGAGCCCGCGGACGAGGCGGAGUACCGCCACCUGUACGACGCACGCGGGGUGGUCGACAAGUGGCUGGGCGACCCCGCGCUCUGGGGCAUGCUGUCAGCGGAUGCGUUAGGAGGCGAUGGGGAGGAGGAGGAGGAUGAAGGGGAGGGUCCCGAGCUGAGAUGGGAGACACGGAUGGUGCUGGGGCCGGGAGGGGACGCGUGGCACCCGGCAAACCGCAAGGUGAAGGUGAGCGUGUUCGUGCGCGAGCUGCAGCUGUCCCGCCUCGCCAAGGAGCGCCUGCUGGCGCUGGUGGGGCGGCGCUACAACACGCACCGCGAUGAGCUCACCAUCGUCAGCGAGAGGUACAGCCACCGGGAGGAGAACCGCAAAGACGUGUUUCGCAUUCUGCAUGCGCUCAUCGCCGAGGCAAAGCAGGCCGACCAGCUCGCAGCUCAGGCGGCGGCUGAAGCUGCCCCCGUCACAUGCUCACAAGCUGCCUCCUUGGCAUAG